AAACAAGAGAGCAUAUACGAGUGAGGGAGAGAGAUAGAGAUAGCGAACUUUAUUCGCGCAUUAAUCAAUCGAUUGGAAAAAAGAGUUGCGCGUGUGUGUUGGUGUGUUUGUGCGGAAGAACAUUUACGUGUCAGUGGUCUGACAAAAAAGGCUGACUUUUGACACUCAAAAGACACUUACCGUCCAAGUGAAAGUGUCCCUGCAGUGUAGCAGUGUUUGUACUCGUCACGCGUGUGUGCGUGUUUGUGUGUGUGUGUGUGGAAAAAACCAAAACAAAACAAAACAGAAACAAAAUGGAUUACGCAAAUAUGGUGUCCGAAUCGGCAGGGUUGAACGGCAAACUACAGUCCUCGCUGGAACCGCUGUCCCGCACGUACCAGUACCGGAAGGUGAUGAAGCCGAUGCUGGAGCGCAAGCGGCGGGCCCGCAUCAACCGGUGCCUGGACGAGCUGAAGGAGCUGAUGGUGUCCGCCCUGCAGUCCGAGGGCGAGAACGUGGCCAAGCUGGAGAAGGCCGACAUACUCGAGCUGACCGUGCGCCACCUGCACAAGCUGCGCCGCCAGCAGCGCCUGGCCGCCAACCCGGUGCUGGAUGCGGACCGCUUCCGGGCCGGGUUUACCCACGCCGCCAACGAGGUGUCGCGCUGUCUCGCAUCGACGCCCGGCGUCGACAUCAAGCUCGGCACCAAGCUGAUGACGCACCUCGGCCACCGGCUGAACGAUCUCGACAAGGUGUCUCCGCUAUCCGUGCACGUGGAACCGGCAUCCGGUGCCGGCAGUCCCGGUGCCACCCGCAGCCCAUCCGCCUCGCCACCGAUCUCCCCGUUCUCGGCCGCCUCGUCCACCGCGGGCGAUGUGCCGAUGUACCAGAUGCCGCUAACGCCCCAGUCGUACCGCAGCGAAGAGUCCGGCCUGUUGGCACCGUCGACGACACCGUCGCCGAACCCGAGCGAGUGUGACGAACACCAGACCGGUGGGCUGCUCAAGAUCCAGCAGUCCGGCGAAUCGGUCUGGCGGCCGUGGUAGAACGCGCACUAGAACGCGCACCCCACGUCAAUACCACAUGGAAAGGAAACCAAAUCACAAUUCGCAUCCAUCGAUCUCAAUCCGGCAAACGGUACGCGGCGCAGUACGGCACGGCACGCAGAAGCAAGCGAGUAGUGGAGGGAGGAAGACAGCAGGAACGGUUUGCAGCUUUAAAUAGUGUUUUAGGGAAUGUUUGUAGUGUGUAAGCACGUACGCCCAACUACGGGUGAGGCGCAGUUUAAGCUUAAGGGCCAGUGAGUGUGUUUUUUUUUAUUUGUAUCUUCGAGAGGAAGGAGGUGUAUUGUUUUUUGCUUUGUUCUUGUUAGUUGAAUUUGUUGCGAAGAACAAUAUUCAUUGUGAUAUUAAUGUGUACAACCGGAGGACAGCGCGCAGUAGUUUCUGUUGUAACGAUGCAUUUAAAACACGGACACGGUUUGCGUCAACGCACAGCAAAAGGCCCAGUUUAGAGUUUAGGAAAACGCGAGCGAACGGAGAGACACGCGAAAGACUUGUAAUGACAAGGUGACAGGAGCGGUCAGGGUUUUGUUUCAAACUAAUGUUAGGACAACGUGACGGAACGAGUAGAAGUAGAAGGAGAAGAUAAAAAAUUGCAAAGAUUUCCCUUCCGGAAGUUUGGCCAGCGCCGCUUCCGGAGCAUGAUGCAAUUUCUGUGAUUUCAAACGUAAAACAGUAACAAAACAAAUCAAAAGCAAGGAGGCAAGGCCAAGCAGAAGGAGGGGGCCCGAAAUCGCAGCUACAAUACAAUGAUGAUGAUCAAUCUUAAAAAAAAAGAAAAAAAAAAACAACAUGUUGAACAAA
Anopheles moucheti is the source of this 1844-nucleotide messenger RNA. Its product is annotated as enhancer of split mbeta protein-like. The record is from RefSeq and is a predicted model, not a curated record. The coding region runs from base 294 to 1025 and encodes 243 amino acids. The transcript has a single exon. Gene Ontology annotation, molecular function: RNA polymerase II cis-regulatory region sequence-specific DNA binding; protein dimerization activity; DNA-binding transcription factor activity, RNA polymerase II-specific. Gene Ontology annotation, biological process: regulation of neurogenesis; anterior/posterior pattern specification; regulation of transcription by RNA polymerase II. NCBI's taxonomy places the organism in Eukaryota, Metazoa, Arthropoda, Insecta, Diptera, Culicidae. Gene Ontology annotation, cellular component: nucleus.